Messenger RNA from Dipodomys ordii (Ord's kangaroo rat), 1515 nucleotides. RefSeq names its product zinc finger protein OZF-like. Gene Ontology annotation, molecular function: DNA-binding transcription activator activity, RNA polymerase II-specific; RNA polymerase II cis-regulatory region sequence-specific DNA binding. Gene Ontology annotation, cellular component: nucleus. The transcript has 3 exons. Gene Ontology annotation, biological process: regulation of transcription by RNA polymerase II. Lineage: Eukaryota; Metazoa; Chordata; Mammalia; Rodentia; Heteromyidae. The coding region runs from base 1 to 1515 and encodes 504 amino acids. The record is from RefSeq and is a predicted model, not a curated record.
AUGAGCAAUAGGUCUUCACUCUUAUUAACAGGGCACACUGGUCCUAAACCUCAAUUGAUUGUCAAGCUGGAGCAAGAUGAAGAGCCAUAUAUGAGAGAAGCUUCAGACAAGAAUUUCUCAGAUGUUCCAAAAAUGGAGCAUGUGAAUAAAACUUACCAGGAAUGUACAGAUGAAUGUCUGCAUGACGUAGCUGUCACAAAUAUUGACACAAUAGAGCAAAGAGUGAGAUUAGUGACAACUUCUAACUUGACCUCAAAACAGAAGCCAGAUCUGAAUAGGAAUGAUGAGAACUCCUUAAGGAUGAUUACGGACGAGUUCAUUCAGUGUCAGAACAUGCUCUACUACAGUGAGCCUGAACUUUGUCAGGGAAGGAGGUUUCCAGUCACUAUGUGUCAGAAAAGACACACAGGAAAGAAUCCUUAUACAAGUAGUGAAUGUGAGAAAUCAUUCAGUAAGGAUUUACACCUUACAAAACCUGAGAGGAAAUAUCCAGAGAAGCCUGAUGAGUAUAAGCAAUGUGCAAAAUCUAUCUCUAAGAAGUCAGAACUAAGUUCUUAUGAACCUAAAACAACACCAGAAGAGAAACCCUAUGAAUACGAAGAAUGUAGGAAAUUUUCCACUCAAAAGUCAAGUCUCAGAAGGCAUCACAGAACUGACAAAGAACAGAAGUUUGAUGAAUGCAACAAAUGUGGAAAAUCAUUUAGAAUGAAGUCAUACAUCACUUUGCAUCAGAGAAUACACACACGAGAGAAAUCUUAUGAAUGUCACAAAUGUGGAAAUUAUUUCAGACAGAAGUCAGUCCUUAUUGUUCAUCAGAGAACUCAUACAGGAGAGAAACCUUAUGAAUGUAAUGUGUGUGAAAAGUCUUUCACCUGUAAGUCACACCUUACUGUUCAUCAGAGAACACACACAGGAGAGAAACCUUAUGAAUGUAACAAAUGUGGAAAGUAUUUCAGACAGCAGUUUCACCUUACUCUCCAUCAGAGAACACACACAGGAAAGAAACCUUAUGAAUGUAAUGUGUUUGAAAAGUCUUUCACCUGUAAGUCAGACCUUACUGUUCAUCAGAGAACACACACAGGAGAGAAACCUUAUGAAUGUAACAAAUGUGGAAAGUAUUUCAGGCAACAGUUUCAACUUACUCUCCAUCAGAGAACACACACAGGAGAGAAACCUUAUGAAUGUAAUGUGUGUGAAAACUCUUUCACCCGUAAGUCACACCUUACUGUUCAUCAGAGAACACACACAGAAGAGAAACCUUAUGAAUGUAAUGUGUGUAAAAAGUCUUUCACCCGUAAGUCAGACCUUACUGUUCAUCAGAGAACACACACAGGAGAGAAAGCUUAUGAAUGUAAUGUGUGUGAAAAGUCUUUCACCCAUAAGUCACAACUUACUGUUCAUCAGAGAACACACACAGGAGAGAAACCUCAUGAAUGUAACAAAUGUGGAAAGUCCUUCAUCCAGAGUUCAUACCUCAGGAAGCAUAAGAGAAUCCACACACAUGAGAAAACUUAG